AUGACGAGCGCCUCGCCCGAGGGCCCGCAUCCGCCUCCCGUCUACGGAGUGUGGUCGUCAAGAGCUUCCACACCCACCGCCCCGGGCAUCCGCGACAUCUGGACGGCCAUGGACCUGCCCCCCCGACGGCCUCGACUCGCUCGUCCUCCCCGACGAAAGCAGCCCGCGGCCCAGCAUCCCGUCCUUCAAAAUCGGGCCCCUGGCCCCAGGCGUCCAUCGCCCUCUCCGCCCUGGCCGCCCACGGCGCCGACGUCCUCUGAGGUCACGGCGACGAGGGAUACGGGCUACGGGACCUUGACGGCCGCGAGGCACGCCGCCGACAUGGACGGGGUGGACCUCAUGUUUACGGGGGGCGAGAUGGGACGCCUGCGUAUUCACAAAGCAGGUCGCAACAUCCACGGCCGCGAGCACCAUCGCCUGCAGGCACCCCAAAACCAUGUGCAAAGACCACCGUCGCUAGCCCCGACCCGACUUGGCGGCAUCGACCAUCCUCGUCUCGAGUCGUGUCACGAAGAAGAAUAA
Messenger RNA from Ustilaginoidea virens, 522 nucleotides. RefSeq lists its product as uncharacterized. The transcript is spliced from 2 exons. The record is from RefSeq and is a predicted model, not a curated record. Lineage: Eukaryota; Fungi; Ascomycota; Sordariomycetes; Hypocreales; Clavicipitaceae. The coding region runs from base 1 to 522 and encodes 173 amino acids.